Molecule: messenger RNA, 1940 nt
Organism: Neopsephotus bourkii (Bourke's parrot)
Lineage: Eukaryota; Metazoa; Chordata; Aves; Psittaciformes; Psittacidae
Gene: NMUR1
Product: neuromedin U receptor 1
Exons: 2
Coding region: 4-1302 (432 amino acids)
Biological process (GO): G protein-coupled receptor signaling pathway
Cellular component (GO): plasma membrane
Molecular function (GO): neuromedin U receptor activity
Source: RefSeq, a predicted model, not a curated record
GCAAUGAAUCCCUACGUCAACUGCUCUGGCCCCGAGUUUUCCCUGUCCCAGCAAGACCUUCCCAUGGAGCCUCUCAGCCCUGAUCUCUGCAACAGGACUCACCCAGAGAUCUUGUUUGACCCCAAGGAUGCCAACCUGACAGAGGAGCAGCUGCGGGACAAGUACCUGGGACCUCGACGGUCCAGCUUCUUUGUCCCAGUGUGUGUCAUCUACCUGUUGAUCUUCGUGGUGGGGGCUCUGGGCAACAUACUCACCUGCAUUGUCAUCCUCCGGCACCGGUUCAUGAGGACGCCUACCAACUACUACCUCUUCAGCCUGGCCAUGUCUGACCUGCUGGUGCUGCUUCUGGGGAUGCCACUGGAACUGUACGACAUGUGGAGCAACUACCCCUUCCUGUUGGGCGCCAGCGGCUGCUAUUUCAAGACACUGCUCUUCGAGGCUGUCUGCUUCGCCUCCAUCCUCAAUGUCACGGCCCUGAGUGUGGAGCGCUACAUCGCUGUGGUGCAUCCGCUCAAGGCCAAGUAUGUGGUGACCAGGAACCAUGCCAAGAGGGUCAUCAUCACCAUCUGGGUCUUGUCUGUCAUCUGCUCCAUCCCCAACACCAGCCUCCAUGGGCUGCAGCCUCUCUAUGUGCCAGGACGGGGGCGAGUGCCUGAUUCGGAGAUCUGCACCCUGGUGAAGCCACGCUUGACCUACAACCUCAUCAUCCAGAUUACCACCAUCGUCUUCUUCUUUCUGCCCAUGGGGACCAUCAGCAUCCUCUACCUGCUCAUUGGCCUGCAGCUCAAGAAAGAAAAGAUGCUGGAGGCCUUGGGAGCCAAGUCUGGUGGCAGCCAUGACUGCCACAACACCCAGGGACAGAAGAAAGUCAAGAGGAGGCAGGUCACGAAGAUGCUGUUUGUGCUCGUGGUGGUGUUUGGGAUCUGCUGGGCCCCCUUCCACACUGACCGCCUUGUCUGGAGCUUCAUCUCCACCUGGACCAGCCAUAUGCUCCAUAUGUUCCAGUAUGUCCACAUCAUCUCUGGUGUCUUCUUCUACCUGAGCUCAGCUGCCAACCCCAUCCUCUACAACCUGAUGUCCACCCGCUUCCGGGAGAUGUUCAAGGAGGUGAUGUGCCACCCCAGCCACCGUGUGCUGUGGUCACAGAAAUACUCUCCCAGCAUCACCCACGCCACCACCCGCAGCACCGAAUGUGAGCCCAUGCCCAGUGCCAAUGGGCUGCCCCUCUCUGAUGCUGAGGAGUAUGAGCUGGAGGAGGUGGAGAGAGGCCAGCCUACCACCCAUGCAACGUCCCUCUGCUGAAGAGUGUAAGGAUGUAGGGGAGCUAUGACCAGCUUUCCUCCGCACCAGCAUCCAUCUGACUGUGGCACCCAUCCGGUGGUGGGGAGCGGGGUAGGAGCCAUGCAGGGGUCCCCACCUCUCUGUGCCACCCCCCUGGUAUGUGAAGGCUGGUUUUCUCAGCAGUGCUGCUUCAGGACAUGGCAAUGGUGGCUACACUGUGCCCUGGAUGUGUUGCACCCACUGCAUUCAGCACCAGGGCUGGUUAAAGCCAGGGCAUCACCGGUGGUGUGGGAAUGACUGGUUUCUAUAGCAGGGAUAUGCCAGCAAUCCCCAAAUCAUCCCAUCCCUCUCAGCCCACUGAGGUGAACCCAUGGGUGCAGGUGUAGAGGGUGUCAGGCACCCCAGGCUGUUUUGGGACACCAUGCUGGAUAGGACCCCCAAGAUGCACUUGUGCUCAGGCUGACAUUCAUGGAGGUGGGAGAGAUUUGCACGGGAAGGAGUGGGUUAAAAGUGGUCUGUGGGUACCUUUUCCCCCCAAGCCUCCUCAGGGCUCACCGGCACUGAUGCACCCCUGAUUUCUUGCACUUCAGUGGUGCCAACCGGUGUCUGCAGCAUGCCAGUACAGUUCCCUGCUCCCAGCCUUCCUCUGGCCUCUCAUC